GUGCCGCUGGCGCUGAUGGCGGCGGGGCUGGCGGAGGGUCGCACCGAGGAGGGAGAGCGAGGAGGCGGGGAACCGGACAGACAGAGAGAGGAGGCCCCGGCGGCACCGAGCACCGACACACCGACAGACUGACGACAACAGGCGGACACGGAGCAGGACGGAGCGCACUGCAGCAUGCAGGCAGAACUUGGCCCAAUAAGAAACUCUGUACAGACCACCACCGUUUCCUGUGAGCCCAGCUGAACUCUGCAGCAUUCAGGAUCUCCUAUUGGCCGCCAUCCUGUCUCACUCCACCAGCCUGUACACCACUACAGCUGCAGCACUCGUAGGGUUUAGUGGCAGUUGUCAGCACUAGUACCUGUGUUUGCUAGUUGAGGUGCAGUGAAACAUCGGAGAGGUUUAAACCAGUCUGCAGCUUCAGACUGAGCAUCAUUUAGUGAGACACUGACUCUGUACCAGCUGUAGGGGGCGCUACCCUGCAGCUAACCUCAGACCUCUGAGGUUGCAGAGGAUAAUCGCUGAUUUGAAGACACUUUUAAUUGUGCAUGAAUGCAAUUUGGCACUAAAGCACCUGGAAUGACAGCCUUAGCUUGUUAGCUUGAGUGUUGCAGGGACCUCUGGGGGCCCCAUCAAAUUCGGGGCCCCUGAAUUCUUCCUUGUAUCUGGUAGCUGAUGAGCUAAGUUAAUUGUUGUCAGAAAAAUGACUCUGACACUGUCAGGCUGCUGUGAAAAUGUAGAUUAGAUUCAUUUGGAAGCUUCUUGCAGAUAGCAGCCAACAGCAAGCAUAUCAGUUUGAUCCAAACCAAACAGGCCCGCUUCAAAAGUUCAGUUGGAAACAGUUUACUUUGAAAAUGUAGUUGGGCUCCGACCAGGAGUACGUAUUCAGCGGCUAACGGCUAGUUAGCGCUAGUGGCUAGCAGUAAGCAGGUAGCGGUGGCGCGGGGCUAAGUCCGGGCAGAGCAGGGGUGCGAUGGAGUACCACUCCGGUGGCAGCCUGCCCCUGCUGGGGAGACCGCGGUACUGCCCCGGGGCCAACGCUAACGGAGGAUACCUGUGUGAGACGGGACACUGCUGCGGAGAGACCGGCUGCUGUACCUACUACUACGAACUCUGGUGGUUCUGGCUGCUGUGGACCGUCCUCAUCCUGUUCAGCUGUUGUUGUGCUUACCGACACCGUCGAGCCAAACUGAGAGUCCAGCAGCAGCAGAGACAGCGAGAGAUCAGCCUGCUGGCCUACCAUGGAGCCAACUCCUAUCCCUCCUCCAUGCUGGACCUCAGUUUCCUGGCAUCUCUGAAGCUGCCGUCCUAUGAGGAGGUGGCAGCUCAACCCUCCACCCCACCUCCCCCCUACAGCUCUGUGUUCACCACCCCACGAUACCCGCAGCCCCCCCGAGCCACUGACCCCCACCUGCUCACGCAGCACGGCCCGCUGCUGCACAGGCCGCUCAGCGACGGCCCCUCCUCCCUCAGCUCCGACAACAGCUCCAGUUGUUCCUGCGACUCCUGCUGCCCCUCCUCUCCGUGUAGCUCCUCCCUAUCAGCACCUGUCACCUAUGAGACUGACACAAGCCAUGCCUCCACGCCAAGCGAGGCCGCACCCCUCACUCUCGAUGUCACCAUGGAGACCAUUACUGCCGCAGCAACCUGCUUGGAGGAAAAUGAGACACGUUUUGCUUCCGAGAGGAUGGUUGCCACGGUGGCCAUCGACAUUGGUGAUGCAGAUGCUGCCGGAGCACAGGAACCAGGCGCCACGGACUCAUCGGUUCCCAACCAGACUGUUACUGUAGCUGUUGUUACAAGGGCAGCCUCCCCACAGCCUCUGCCCUCUCCUGGUUCAGAGGUGGCUCUUCCUGUUGGAGCUACAUCUCCCAUAAAGCAACAGCUUGACCUAGCACCGUGUUCUCCGAUAGUCAGUACCUGUAGCCCAAGUACACUCCCUGAUCUAACUAUUGUUAACACAACACUCCCCUCCAUCCAAAUAAUGAACACUGAUGGCUCAGUUGAGGGCUCCACAUCAGGCCCCUCUACACCAACAACUAUCACUUCUAACAGCCUUACAGACAACCAAACCCUAGAAACCCUCAAUCUAACGAGAACUUUUGAUACAGUUAAUAUCCCUGGUAGCCCAACCUCAGUGCCAUCCCCAGACGAUGGCAGAACUUUGGCCCUGAUUACAGGAUCUACUGGUGUCCCAACCCAUGACCCAAAUCCUAGCCUUGUGCCAAUCCCAGCACCUUCAAACCUUACCCAAGCUUCAGUCCCAGUGCCUACAAACCUUACCCCAGCUCCAGACCCAGUACCAUCAAACCUUACCCAAGCUCCAGAUCCAGCACCUUCAAACCUUACCCAAACUUCAGUCCCAGUACCGACAAACCUUACCCAGGCUUCAGUGCCAGUACCAUCAAACCUUACCGAAACUCCAGUUCCAGUACCGACAAACCUUACCCAAGCUUCAGUCCCAGUGCCAUCAAACCUUACCCAAGCUUCCGUCCCAGUACCGAAAAACCUUACCCAAACUUCAGUACCAGUGCCUACAAACCUUACCCCAGCUCCAGGCCCAGUACGAUCAAACCUUACCCAAGCUUCAGUCCCAGUACCGACAAACCUUACCCAAGCUUCAGACCCAGUACUGACCAACCAAACCCAAGCCCCAGUCCCAGUACCAACAAACCUUACUCAAGCUCCAGUCCCAGUACCGUCAAACCUUACCCAAGCUUCAGUCCCAGUACCGACCAACCUUACCCGAGCUCCAGACCCAGUACCUUCAAACCUUACCCAAGCUUCAGUUCCAAUACCAACAAACUUUAACCUAGUGCCAGACCCCGUACCAACAAACCUUACCCUGGUGCUAGACUCAUUAACUAAAACCACCCUAGUCUCAGACUCUGCGCCUAAUCCUAUUCUAACUCCAAAACCUGCACAUUCAAACCUUACCCUAGCUACAGAUACAGCACCCAAGUCCCCUACAUUAACCCCAUGCCAGAACCCACAACUGUCACCUGGGUCAGGUCUAGCCCUGGUUCCUCCUAGCCCAAAGCCAAGCUUGCCCCAACACCCAGAGGCUGUUCCUGUAUCUUGUCUACAUCUGGAUGCAGUACCAGCCAAUUCAGGUCCUUCUCUGGUCCUGUCUCAAUCUCCAGAGUCAGACCUUAUCAGUCAAGUGCCGUCAGAUGUCCAGGCUGGUUUUAGUUUUGACUCUGGAUCUGGAACAGGCUCCGGUGUUGGUUCUAGAUCAGGUCCUCUGUCUUCUCCUGUCCCAACCCCUGCAUUCUCCUCCCCCUCUUCCUUCUGCCCAGCCAUAACCAUAGAGUCUGCAUCUUCUUUCACUCCCUCUCAGUCUCCCCUUGCAGCCAUCUCCCCAUCCUCACCACCAUCCCUUCCCUCUCCUCCUUCCCCCCCUUCCCCUCCAGCCCUGACCUCAACUUCCCUCCCAGCCCCAGCUUUACUCCUGGACCCCCUUACUGCUCUGCACCAGUCUGAAAAAGGUGGAUCCUCUUCUGGCCACGCUUCCUCCCUCUCCCCCUCUCCUCGUGCUACUCAGUCCCCACCAAAACAGACUCUCUUCUCCCCAUGUGUGGACGUCUUUGAACCGGGACCUCCCAGCUGGGAGGAGGGAGAGGAGGAGCAGGAGGUGGAGGACAAUGACGAUGAUGAAGAGGAGGACAUGGGAGCCGAUGAGAGCCAGUAUAGACAUCGGCGACUGACCGGUGACUCUGGCAUUGAGGUGUGCAGGUGUCGGGUGGAGGAAGAGGAGGAUGAAGAGAACGAAGAGGAGGAGGUGGAAGGGAAGGAGGAUGACAGGAGAGGAGGGGUAGCAGAGAGGGAUAAAAAAGGAGGUGGAAACACUGAUCUCCAUGACAGCGUGGACUGCCCUGCCAGAGGUCAGAUUACCACAGGGGAAGGUCUCACACUGUGUAACCCCACCUCCACCACUACGCCAACGUCCGAAGACAGUGGUGAAGUCGUCAUUGUCAUGGAGACAGUGUGAUUGACAAAAGUGGGUGGCUCAAACCAUCCUGACAAGGGAUGAACAGGAAGUGAAAGAUGGCGUCCACUCUUAAAACUGUUUUUGAAGAUCGUUCUGUAUCUGGGGAGGAUGUUAACGCUAAUGGUUGUGAUUGUAGAGUUAAGUCACAUUAAUAAAUGUUGCUGGUUCAGCAACUGUUAGUCAGACCAGCACAGGUAUAGAAUGUCUGAUAGGAAAGGAUUCAACAGAAGGCAUUAGCUUAUUACUACAUGGUUUCUUCAACUGUGAGUUGGACUUUUAAUCAGCCAUGGGGCAAAGUUUCUGCAUGGUAAGUACAUAAGUGAUUUAAUAAGAGGACAGGCAUUUACCCAAAUUGUAUCCAGGGUUGACAAAAUUUAACAACUGCUACACUACAGAACUGUCAGCAUUUCUAAAAUGUAAAAGGAUCCUGAAAAAAUAGGAUCCUGUUCCCCAUUUUGAUUCCAACAUAAGUUUUACAGUUGUCUCAAAACACAUUUAGCAAUCCGCCAUUAUAUGACAUUGAAGAGUUGUCUAUUUGUGAAGAAUGUCAAUAUCUUUAACAUUGGCUAUGAACAGAGAGCUAGCUGGGCAGCUUGUUGUGAUGUGUCUCCUUCUCAGUCAGAGUGAACAGUUUGAUAAGGUAGAUCUGUUUUGGAGUUUACGGUGACACAGUUAACAGACUUAUCCUUAGCUUUCCAAAAUGCUCUAAGUUUGAUUUAAAAAAGAAAAAAAAAUCAGUUAAAGGUACGUAAUUGAAUUAAAUUCAGUUUUUCUCACCAAAACACUCGUAUCCAUGUGGCCUGACAAAUGUUUUCAGUUCAUUUCCUUCCUCAUAAAACAAUUGUAAUACAAUUUUAAUUGGGCACUCCAUCAAAUUUACACAUAAACUGCCACAAACUGGGGUUGUGGAGUUUUAAAGACAUGGGCGUUUACCAGGCACCGAUAGGGACUAAAGGUCAGGAUAUCUUGACUUCUGCUAAUUCAGUUUUAACUGCUCUUUUUGAAAUCUGUCCCUUCCAAAUCCCCCAAAUUUAAGAAAGUGCGUUACUAAAUUGCUGAAAUACCCCUCUAAAUCGUUUACAUCCACAUUUGGUAGGUAGCAGUCGUCUUCCCUCCUUUUGCUAGCACAUUGCUAUUUUUGUGGCAAGUUACUGCCUCCAACAGUGGACCAGUAGUUUAAAGUGCAUACUCUACACAUUUACAUUACCAGCACCUACUGUAAUUGGCAGGAAUUUGUAUCUCGUCUCUCACAUGCUCAAGCACACACGUGUUAGAGUUAAGUUUGUCUUGAAGCUCGAUAUAUCUGACAAGGUGCUAAACAAGAUGGGAGUGCCUGAAAAAGCAAACAAAUGUGUGCACAUCACGUCACCCAGAAUCAGUCAUUUAUGAUAAUUUUUUUGCAACUUUAAAUAGUUUAACAUUUAGCAGAAGACACCUCGCUUGUCUUGGGUGAUGACGGAGGUUUGGAAACGUGCCGGGGACAAAUUGGCUGUUUUGGAAAUAAAGGGGGACUGAUGUAGGAGGAUGAUUCACUCUGACUGACAGAGGGAAGACUGAUUCAUUCAGUAGAGGAGACGUUUUGAUGAAGAAGUCUGUCAGGAGAGCGGAAUUAAGUGGGUAGUUUAUGAAAUGGGAGAGACAUUUUCUCAAAUUUGAUGCAUUCAUGGCAACUGGGUAACCAAUUGGUCCUGUAUGGAAGGUUCCAGGGUUGACGGAUCAGAUGGUUUCCUGUGCGUUGGUCUUUUGGCAGAAAAAAAGCUUUUACAUAAUUACGAAUCAACAAUGGAGACUUUUAGACAGAACAAAGCAUCAAACAGAACAUUGACGAGAACGUGUCAUCACCGCCGUCCUUGUUUUUCUGUCUCUUUCCCUGAAUCUAUGUCGUAGACACCACACAAGCUACUUUCAGUCUACGUCUAAACUCUGAAAUAUUCCUUUUCACUUUGUGCAUCUCUCCAUUCCUAGACACCUCUUCUCCUUUACCAUUCAGAAAUCCCUAAAUUCUACUGAUUGACACAUUGAUUAAUUACAUUAUCCUACAAAAUUCACCAAACAAGCCAAACUAUUUCAGGGCCUUAAAAUGGAAGAAACAGAUUCAUUUAGCAUUUAUUUCUAGGCCGCUGUUGUAACAUAUUGAUGUUUGGUACAUUGUCAGGUUAAUAGACAUGUCAAUAUUGAUAUUUUGUGACUGAAAGACAAAGGUAGAGUAUAUUUUGUCAAUGACAGAGCAUUAGUAACGUUUGUAUAGUACAUUCUGGUGUAUUUCAAUCCACCUUAGAAUCUGAAAUUAGUGAAGAGCAAUAUUUUUCAUCAGCAAGAGUCUGUGUGUAAAUAACCCCCCAAAAAUACAACUGCUUCAGGAAGGGUUAAAAGCAAAGUAAUGUAUUGUCAUUAUUGGUGAAAACCUUGUUAAUUAAGUUUUUAGGUUAUUGUAGUGUUCUAAUUUGGGAGGAAAGAUUAGAGGCUCCUCUGUGGUUUGGGCAAUUUCUAUGCACCUUUGCCUGAUGAAAAUCUUGUUUAAAACCAUCUGGAUAAACUAAAAUAUGAGUUGUUGUCAGGAGGAAAACAAAGAUUUUUUUUCCCACUCAA
Messenger RNA from Thunnus maccoyii (southern bluefin tuna), 6577 nucleotides. RefSeq names its product mucin-2-like. The transcript is spliced from 6 exons. The record is from RefSeq and is a predicted model, not a curated record. Bases 971 to 3988 code for a protein of 1005 amino acids. Lineage: Eukaryota; Metazoa; Chordata; Actinopteri; Scombriformes; Scombridae.